AUGGAAGAGAGCAUUAUUCAAGUUCCGCUCUACACGGCAACCUCUGCUUGGCGAAAGGAGGCUCAGUUGCGUGGUCUGCUGCGUAAUCACCCAAGUGUAAUUGCCAACAGUGGACCACUGGCAGCUCCGGGAACUGUCUUUAGUACUGCGAGGUUAUCUCUGCAUAACAAUGAAGAGGUAUUGGCGGUGGGCUUAAAUCCUCUCGGUGGUAGUGGUAGUGUUGGUCUUAUGUCUAUUGGAAAUAAAGAGCCAACACUUGAGGGGGCGAUGCGCAUGCGAUGGCUUGAUAUGCCUUCUGAUCUUUGUCUCAGCAGUAUAGAAUGGUGUGAGCAACAUGUUUUGGUUGGAAGUACACGAGGACGCAUAUUUGUUACGGAAGCAAGCCCAAGUAGUGUAAAUGAAAGUAGUGGAUCACUUGUGCCUUUUGGAUGUUUGUUCUCAAGCGAAACACAACCACUCGUAGGAGAUAUUGUUGUUACCCCGAACAGCUACGCCGCAUCAACACUUGUUCGAAGCGUACGAUGUAACGCUGGAAUAAAUACUUCUAGUGUUCUUGCUGUAGUUGAUAGUCGUGCUAUGAUAUGGGAUGUUACUUCUAGUCAAUAUCCUGUACGUACAUGGUCCCCUGAAUCAGGAAUGAGUGAUAAUAGUUGCAACAACAAUGGUCAACGUGACAUAUUACUUUUUGCUCAUUGGGCGCCAUCCAGCGCUUCAGUAGUGUUGACUGGAAGCUAUAAUGGUAAUCUUGUAUUAACCGAUACACGCGCAAAUGAUCGAGGUAAACAGAGUUUAGUUUUACCAUUACGUCAUGGUUAUACUGCCCGAUGUGCUGAUUUUAAUGUAUUACUACCUUUUGUUGUAGCAGCUGCUUCAUCAGAUGGUACCCUCUCAGUUUUUGAUUGUAGAUUUCCUGUUAGCGCAGUUCGUACAUUUCCCUCACUACAGGGAGAUAUCUCUUCUAUAAAAUGGUUAAAACUUCAUUCCGAUAUUCUUGCAACAGGUGGUAUUGAUGGUUCAGUUGCAUUAUGGAAUUUACGUUUUCCCCCUACGUAUUGUGUUGGGCGGGCGCAGUACAAAUACCCAAUAUCUGAUCUUGCAGCAACACGAUCAUCCGUCGAGCAACGUGUCUUUGGUGUGUCUGAUGGCGGUGAAUUAACAUUAACAGGACUUGCACAACCGGCAUUGGCAUCUCUUGCGGCAUCCGCAACAGAGCGUGUGAAACAGCAAUCUGGUAACAACGACGUACCACAUCUCCAUGAACGUGAACGAGAAGGUGAAGGUUUCCUAUAUACACGACGACUUCGUGAAGCUUAUGCAAUUAUUACUGAUUGUGCAGUGGAACGUUUUGCACGAAAAGAUACUGCAAUGGCAAUGGCUCUUGUAGGUCUCAUAGAUGUUAUGGUAAUACAAAAGUUUGAUUAUAAAAUGAAAAUUGAGGAAGAAAGGGUACGACGUGAUUUAUGCGGUGAGGCAACACCGUAUUCACAAGCUUUACAGUCUUUUGAGGAUAUACUUUCUCGAUCAAGUGAACGUCUCUGUAUAACGUUACCAUUAGAGAAAAUUCGUGAUCUUGGAAAACCUGAUUCUGAAGAUUUGAAAAAACUUGAAGCCCUUCGAUUAAAUUUGGUUCUACAACAUGUAUUAAUUUCUGGUGAUGCUGGAACAGUUAUUAAUAGUUUACAAAUUUUUGCUGCUAAUGCUGGUAAUCUAGAGCUUGUAGAUAGUGAAACAGCCUGCAAUAUUGCUACAAUGUUAUUAAAGAAUAACUUUGCAGAAGGAGAAAAGUUUGUGCGAACAUUACUUUCUAUGCUUAUUCAACCUGAUGGCACUGUACUUGCACGUACAUUGACAAGGCGUUUAUUAAUUGUAGUACAAGAGCCUCUUCUUACAGCAGGAUUACCACCCCGAAAAGUUAAACGACAUGAGGAUCGUUUUCUUCGUAAUAUUUCCACAGCACUUGAAGCAGUUCAAGUUCAGUUAACAAUUCAAGGUAUGGGAAUUGAACAGUACCAAAAGGUAAUUGCUACUGUUAACAGUUAUCAAGGACGAUGUUUAGAAAAAGGUGAAAGUGGUAUUUUUGGUUGGCUUGCGGUAAAACCUCUUCUUCUUUUCUUGAAUUCUCUUACAGCAGACUCAAAUUACGCUACUUUUUUCUGGGCGUGUGUACAAUUAAUUGAAGCAUUAGCUAAAUGUCCAGCUGUAAGACAGGUAGAAACACUUCUCUUUCGUACAGUAGAUCGUAUAAACAGUGCUGCAAACCGCAUACGUGCAGAGGUGGAACAAGCUGCCAACACACCGAGGUUUUCCCCACCCACAUUACGUGAGGCAGCUGCAUCACUUCGAUCUGUUGCCGAAUUUCUUGUUGUAUUAUUACGUGUGCAAUUGGAAUGUGAAAAUGUAGCCAUUGAGAGUGAGAUGACUGAAAUACCACCUCUUAUGACACGCAUUUUCGACAUUCUUAGUAAUGCUUCUUCCGAUUUAUUGGAAGCUUGGUCCUCUCUUCUUGAUGCAUUGGGUGAGUGUACACUUCGUGAUCUCGUGCGGAAAUGUUGUCUCGGUGUUGUGCGAGAGUUUUUCUUUAAAGUUGAGGGUUUAAUGGCUGUUUCAUCUAAGAAAGAAGACGAUGAGACGUUGAAUGAAAUACUUGAUACUUGCCAGGACUUUGUUGACAAAGUUAUCAGUGGUGAUCGUUAG
Messenger RNA from Trypanosoma theileri, 2694 nucleotides. RefSeq lists its product as uncharacterized. Gene Ontology annotation, biological process: regulation of gene expression. The record is from RefSeq and is a predicted model, not a curated record. Lineage: Eukaryota; Euglenozoa; Kinetoplastea; Trypanosomatida; Trypanosomatidae. Gene Ontology annotation, molecular function: histone binding. The coding region runs from base 1 to 2694 and encodes 897 amino acids. The transcript has a single exon. Gene Ontology annotation, cellular component: nucleus.